Diuraphis noxia (Russian wheat aphid) is the source of this 3433-nucleotide messenger RNA. RefSeq lists its product as uncharacterized. Gene Ontology annotation, molecular function: promoter-specific chromatin binding. Gene Ontology annotation, biological process: negative regulation of transcription by RNA polymerase II. Gene Ontology annotation, cellular component: PRC1 complex. The record is from RefSeq and is a predicted model, not a curated record. Lineage: Eukaryota; Metazoa; Arthropoda; Insecta; Hemiptera; Aphididae.
GAGAGUGACAGCCAUGAAAGAAACGCGUCGGACUCUGGUGAAAAGCCUGAACCCGCAUUUAGUAUGUGUCCUAUGCGCUGGCUACUAUAUCGACCCUACAACAAUUGUCGAGUGCCUUCAUUCAUUUUGUCGGUCCUGUAUCGUCAAGUACUUGGACACCAKUCGAUUCUGCCCAAUAUGCGACGUCCAACUACACAAGACCCGUCCGCUAUUGAGCAUCAGACGGGACAAGAUAUUGGAACGACUAGUGUACAAAAUCGUGCCCGGGCUACAUGCCAAAGAGAUGGCCCGCAGGGCCUUACCGAACGUUGAAUUGUAUUUAUCGCCAGACGACCUUGUCAGUCUCGUAUUGCAGUAUCACAUCGAAGACACUAGUUCGCAAACAUUGGAUGUUGAAGAGAACGAAACCAACAAUGCAGUGAACCAAAAUUUAAAGGAUGCUCAUAAAAAGUUCCUCAAAUGUCCGGCUGCUGUUACUGUGGAACACCUGAAAAAGUUUUUAAUACUGAAAUACAACUUAACAGACCAACACCAGGUGGACAUUUUUCAUGCUUCUGAAAAUUUGUCCGAUGAUUUAUCCUUAAUAGACAUUGCUUACUGCUUCGAAUGGAAACAGACCUCACCAAUGGAAUUAUAUUUCCAAAUCCUAGAAAAAUCUACCAUUGCUGUUCCAAUCACAGAUGAAGUAGAGUUGGUCGAGGAAGUUGAUAUGGACGAAGAUUCUCAUAGUGUAGCAUCGUCUUCUUUACCCUUUAUGUCUUCCAAAAGUAUUUCUGAAAGCGACGAUGCUUCAAAUACAAGUUUGGAUUCAAAACCUUUAUUUGAGAGAUUGGAAUCAGAAAAGAUUUAUCGAAAAAGAAAACGAAAUCGCGUGAUCUCUGAUGAAGAACCAGAAYCAAAGAAGAGCCUAUUUGACACUCUCCUACAAAGUACAACAAAUAAUAACGAAAAUGAAGACAAGGAUUUUCAAGAGUCAGAUGAGGAUUAUUCUAAGUACGAACAAGAUAUAGAGGAGAUCAUCGAGGAAGAUGACGAUGAUGACAUUGGUCGUUUAAGGAUAUCUUCAAAUAUGUCUGAAGAUGAAGUAAAUAAUGACGAAACCACUAGUCAAAUGUUUGUCAUCGAUGAAGCUAUUGAAGAAAUCCCCGAAGAAGAAAAAUGUGAAAAAGUAAUCAAGGAAAAGCACUGGAAAUCUGAAGGACGAAAUAAGAGAAAGAGUAAGAAGGCAAAACACCAUCAUCAUCACAAACGAAGACUGUCGCAAUCGCCUCCUCCGUCGGCUACUAUCGUACACUCACCUGAUAGAGAUAUAAUGAAGCUGAAAGUAAAACUGAACACAUUGCCAGGGUAUCGACAUAAGGAAGAUAAACAUCAUAGGCAUGCCAAACACUAUAACGGUAGCGCGUCGUCAGCAUCUUCAAUUGUGUCAUCUCCAGGCAGAUCGUCUUACAAAGAAGAUGACUCAGUAUUAUCAGAACAAUCUUGUGACAGUGUUGCUUUACCCAAAAAAUCUCGUGAAGAAAUUAAAUUGCCAGAUGAAAAGCAGCAGCAUGUAGGGGAUGUUCAAAAAUCUCAAAUGUCUCGAUCUUCUUCACAGGCCGUAGUCGAAUCUCCUAAGGGUGAAACUUUGGCUAUGGAACCAUCGCAACAAGUUCGAGCUGUACGAUCCAAACCUAAACCGACCGUCGAACAGCAAUCCAACAACGAACCGUCACACGGUAAAAUGAUAAUAAUGCCUCCGUCGUCAAUCACAGUUAGCAUAAUAACGGCUGAAGAAAAGUUGAAGAUGGAAAAGGACAAGACGCUCAUGUUAACSGGUAAUCAUGACUUCGAAAACAAACGACCAUCGUUGGAAAUUGUACGUGUGAACGGUCCUCCYACUACCCCUCCAAUAACCGUUGAAGUUCCUAAAUCCAGCCCCAAGCCCAAAGAACAGCACGAAGAACAACCCGCACCAUCAAGGCCGAAGACCAAGAAGCCCGUGCCGGCGGUUAUUCCUAUCAAAUCUGCUAAACCGUCGAUAACCAUCAUACCUCAAAGUCGAAGUCCUAGCAACAGCAACAACAAUAACAACAACAAUGGGAACAGCAAUGGUACAAAACCUGAAGAAAUUAAGACCAGUGUGACGAUAUCGUUGGAAAAUGGAUCUCACAACGACUCGGCGUUAGAUUUGUCCGGUAAAUCGUCCAGGAAAGACUGCGGGCCACAAUAUAACACAGUCAACAAAAACAAUAGCAGCAGUAACAACAACAACAACAGCAACAAGGGUAUAUCGUCUUCACACACAAACGGUAAUAGUGGCCAAUACGACCCUCCAAGCAUGAGGAACUUGAUGACGCUCUCGGACACUGCGGUACAUCUUAGAAACAUGAUGACUACUUCGUCGUCGUCUAGUAAGGAACAACAACAGCAGCAGGAUGCGAAAAAACGGUACGGMAGCCACCACCAUAAUAACAACAACAUCAACCAUGGCGGAAACGGUUCAUGUUCGCCKAAACGUCACAACGGAAACGUACCGCUUCGGAUUCCUGUACCACCUAAUUCCGGUUCGUUCGUCAAGUCAUCCGGCGCCGCAUCUCACAAACCGGGAAAAGUGUCUGUAGCAUCUCGCACUUCCGACACAAAACCCAAACACGGGCCCCCCAACCAGGCCGUCCGACACAUUCCAAACCCGUCGGUGCUGUUGUUUAGGCACCAUCAACAGCACYUGGCGCAGUUUGCAGCAGCCGCCGCCAAUGCUGUGGCCGCCAACAGCAACAAGAGACCAAACCCUCCGGUGCCGUCCGCAUCCCGGAUACCACCACACCCGAUGCCGGCUGCCAUACCACUGBACWCYAUCCGGAAAAUGGAGAACCUGACUAAAAACAUCGAAAAAGUCGCUGCAGGGCUAUCGGUCAAGGCCAACGCGCUUUACAAGCAAAAUUUCAUCGAGAACGGCGGACGUGCACGCCUAGAACUCCCGAGUUGAAGUACUAUAAAUGCUACAUUCAGUGGCAGUACCACCUACCGGUGAAUUAUUAGUUUUAUUAUUAUAUAACUAUUAUUUAUUAUUAUUUUUAUUAUAAUGUUUUAAGUCUAUUGUGAAAAACAAAAAAACUGUUUUUUCCAUUGUCGGGCUAGACUGACAAUGCGCCGGGCAAAUUGCAAUACCCACUGAAGUUUAUUUUUAUUUAUUUAUUAAUUUAUUUCCUAAUUUAUUAUUAAACCACUGCGUUUUUAAGACGACCCAUUACUAUUAGGAGGAUKGUACAAAGUUAAAUAAUAUUUUAAUCGAGGGGGCGGGUGUGACCUCUUACAUUGUAAAUUUAUAUUAUAUUUUAUUGUGGUUUUAUCAUUUAACUGGUAGAUGUAGACUGAAUUUAAUUAAGACAAUUUUUUUAUGUCAAUAAAAACAUAAAAUGACUUUUAUCUUUGUAAAUAUUAUGUAUAGUAC